GUAGAUCUGUGCGGACGGAUUUCGUGUCUGUUGAGCAAAAUAUUUACAACAUACACAAGACACAUUGCAGCGUUUUGUCUCAGUAGUGGUUCAGUGAAAGACUGUUGGUGGCGGUGGUUGUAUAUUUAACCAGGCCGCGGUAGCCAUUUUACAUGUAUUAGGUAAGAACUAAGUGACAUCGCGGAUUGAUCGCGACGGCGCGCUUCGUGUUUUCCUUUUAGAGAGAACGGCACGGGGUUUGGGGGGAAACGGAGAGGCGACGCGCUGCGAGCUUGUAGCCGGUUUGAAGGCGCUCUCUCUCGGGGGCAGCAGCAAUAACACCAGGAAAAGUCAGAACUUUGCAGUUGAGAUUCGUUCGUUUGUUUUGCUUUCAUUUCAGUUUAUUUAAUGCCCCUGCCUUGUAAUAUUUACUGCGUACACAACCACAGACGGCUGUUCGGCGUUUAGGCGUCUCACGUUUUCUCAUGAAUAGGAUGUUAUCAAGCCCAGCGGGUUCGGCACUGAGCGGAAACGGAUCAGCGGGCGCGACUGGGGCGGCUCACGGCUCUGUGGUGCUCGGCGGCGGGCUGCGUACUGGGCUCGCCCGGGCCGGACAGGCAGUGAAUACAGCAGGCUCUUUCCCGGGUGCUGCAGGACGUGUGGGGGAGAGCGUUGGGAUGCUUGGAGGUAGCGGGCCUGGGAUCUCUUCCAGACCGGGUGUCAGACCCGGGAACGGCAGCGGGCUGACCUCACUUCAGGCCGCCGCUCAGCCCGGCGUUGGGGGACUUGGUGCGAUGUCAGCCAGGUUUGACCGGGACAAAGAAGUCGGCAUACCGCAGGUGUGCAGCGCCUCGGACGCGGACUCCGAAUCGGGGGAUGAGGACGAACCGACUGGUUCUUCUGGGAGUAGCAGACGGGGCGUGAAGCGGGAGAGAGCCGAGAUGGAAGGCGCCGGAAUCGGCCAGGAGGCCGGAGCUCCACCGGUGGGUUACGGGGUGCUGACUGGCGGAGUCGCCGGAGCAAAACCGGGCAAAAAAACACGCGGGCGAGUAAAGAUUAAGAUGGAGUUCAUAGACAACAAGCUGCGGCGGUACACGACUUUCAGCAAGAGGAAGACCGGUAUUAUGAAAAAGGCAUAUGAGCUCUCCACACUAACAGGCACUCAGGUGCUGCUCCUGGUGGCGAGUGAAACGGGCCAUGUGUACACGUUCGCCACACGCAAGCUUCAACCCAUGAUUACCAGUGAGACGGGCAAAGCUCUGAUCCAAACAUGCCUGAACUCUCCAGACUCUCCUCCGCGCUCAGACCCAUCCACAGACCAGCGCAUGAGUGCCACAGGCUUUGAGGAGACCGACCUCACCUAUCAGGUGUCUGAAUCUGAGAGCCUCGGAGAAACCAAGGACACUCUGAAGCCAGCCUUCACUGUGGCCAGCCUGCCAGGUAGCACUAGUGCCCAGGCCACAGUGCCCACCACCUCCACCACCAUGCAGGUGAGCAGCAGCCCCUCCUUCCCAAUCACCAACUACCUGGCACCCGUGUCUGGCAGCAGCGGGAGCACCACAGCCAACACUAAUGGCACUGUUCUGAAGAGUGCAGCUGCCACCGGAGGGGUCAUGCAGCUCCCUGGAGGCUUCACUUUUAUGUCAGCAGGCACUCCUUUCCCUCCUGGGACUCCGACCAUCCCGUUGGGGCAGCUGCAGCAACACUCUCUGGCUCUACAGGGGCAACAGGGUCAAACUCUAACGACUGCCACUGUUACAGCUUCACAGACCCCACAGGGCCAACAAGCUGUGUUUCGUCUCCCCGCUGCAGUCUCUCUCACAGGUGGAACGGUGCCCCAGCAGCUCCAGGCCAUCCAGGUGCAGCCCAGCGCUCAGUCCAGCUCCAUCAACACUGAUAGCAGCAGCCCUGAGAUCUCCCAAACUAGCACCGCCUCCACAGAUGCUUCAGGAUGUUGCGGGCUGAUUGGUUCUCCAUGCGUCUUAUUUGAAGCAGUUAAUACCACAGUCAGUCUCCCUGCUACUAUCAUCACAUCAUCCGUGCCCACUUCUGUAGCAGGUCACAUGAUGUACCCAAGCCCCCAUGCAGUGAUGUACGCCUCGGCCCCCACGUUGACCGACGGUGGUCUGGCUGUGCUCAACGCCUUCUCCCAGGGCACCUCGGCCAUGCAAGUGUCCCAUGCACAGGCCUCAGAUACAGGUGCUGUUCCUCAGGUGUUCCUCACAGCACCCCCUGGCACGGUGCAGAUCCCCGUUUCAGCGGUGCAGAUACAUCCAGUACGGCAAGAUCUCCACUUUACAAGUGAAACUCUUAAUAUUCUCUCUGCAACAGCAUGCCACUGAGUGAACUAACCCACCGCAGAGAGGAGGAGAUGGUGAUUGGCCAGCAGUCCAGCGGCAGUAACAGUAACCUGACAGAGCUUCAGGUAGUGAAUCUGGACACAACUCAGAGCAGCAAGAAUGAUUGAUUGACAGGCACCACUGACUGAAGGCUCAGCAGAGACUUACAUCACUAUUUAUUGAUGCCUUGUUCCAUUUCGAAGCAUUUCAUCCAUUUACGCCAUCAGUGUGUGUGACUCUACAGUUUGUACUGUUACUGUGCGUUCUGACCUCACAAGGACACUGACGAAUUGAGAGAAAGUAAGUCUUCUUGGUUCUGAUGUGCGUGUUGAAAUUUCUAGGACUUUAAUUCUGACAUGCGUUUUUUGCAUGUUAUUUGUACGUGUGUGAAUAUAUGAGCUUUAGAUUCAUCAAAGGGAAAUGAAACAGUGUUAACUGUUGCGCACACUGCAGCCUCUCACUUUGGCCAAAGAUGAAUUAUUUUGUCAGUAUUUGUGUGGAUCUAUAUAUUUGUGUGUUUUUGUGUGCUUGAAUAGAAGAAAAGGUGUGAACUCUAUCUGGUGAAAAGUGAUCCCAACUAAGAACGGAUACUGAAAGGUGGUGGCUUUGAAGAAAAUCAAAUUGGAGCUGUACAUAUUUUUUAUUUUAUUACUUUAGCAAUAGUGCAAUGGCAUGUGCUGUUUGUGGGUUUUUUGUUUGUUUGUUUUUUAAGAUGUUAUGUUUUGUAUUUUACUUAUACAAAAAUAUUUACCAAUUGUAAAUUUAUGUAAUAUACAUAUAUAUUUUAUUGAUUAUACGAUAAAGGAGAAAGUGAAUUUUUUUCGUCAAGAUUGUUUAUACAAAAAAAACUCAUGAUUUCAAAACUUUUACUGUAUUCUGUAGGCAGAAUCUGUACUGCAUUGGCCAACUGUCUCUGUGCUUUAGUACUGUUACUGAAGACUGUAGCAGACCAGCUGAAAUCACUGCACUCUACUAGUAUUCAGUACCUUGUAUAAAUAUUCACCCCCUCCUUGGACAUUCCCACACUUUGUAGUUUUGCAGCCUGGAACUGAAAUGGAUAUAAUUGCGCUUUGAUAUGGUGAAACUACACAAGCUAAUCACUAACUAAUGUCCGCCUUACCAGUUUGCUGACAUGUAGAUCAUAGCCAUAUUGAAAUUACCCCCAAUUUGGUCAUUUGCCAAUUUCCCCCACGUAUCAGCUUGUUCUCUUCUACCACACAGCAGCAGGUAAUUUAGAUAAAGAAAAUGAAGCACAUUUGAAAAAUGUGAAGCCUGCCAUUGAUGCUUUUAAUUCAGUGUAUUAUUAUAACAUGGUUUAACACAUUUGUGGGGAGGGGAGCAUGAACUGCCCUCAUCUGCAUACACGGCUUCUCACAACUCAAUCGGUUAGUGUUCAUCAGAUGGACCGGUGAGGAGAAGAAGCAAAGUUAACCACUGAUUAUGUUUUCCGUCCCUGGUUGUAACAGAAAAUAAAUAAAUGAACGAAUUAAUAAAUAAUGUAAAAUAAAUAAAUAAAAAUAAUAAUUCAAGGUGGGUAGGAGGGUUGAAUACUUUUGCAAGGUACUGUAAGUGUUAAUCACACACAAAACUGAGUCAGUGAGAUUGUACAGAGGAUAUGAAAUGGGAAUGUCAUGUUCUCAGAUGUUUGAACCUUAUUGGAAAAAGGUACAAUAUACUUUGUAUACAUUAACACUAAAGCCUUUGAAAAUUCACAUCAAACUGUUAUGCAGUUUGUCAGAGCUUCAGGUGACUCGAAUAACCAUGUAAUGAGAGCAACCUGAACUCCUUCAUUCUGAAGUCACUGUUUGUGCUUAAGGGCUCUGUUGACUGUUAAUUUGUCUAAAAACUUGUUCACAAUGCAAGCGGAUUUCUCUGUUUAUUUUAACCAGCUACAAUCAUGAUAAAAACCUGCUGAAAUCACAGCCUCAGUUUUUUGUGCUCUGUCCCAGUUUUGUCAGCCACUGGUUCUGAACCAGGCCUCAAUAUGUGGGAGCGUUUGGACUGGUUCAUUAUAUUUAGUUCUUUUUCUUUUUUUUUUUCUCCCCCUAUUCCUGUUUAACACACUGAUUUCUUCUUUUACCAAAACGACAAAGUAUGAUCAUGCUGCAGCUCACACACUUUGCCCUUAUGCCUUUUUGUAGAAAUGCUGUAUUUUGGAAUUGUAUUGUACAUGUUUAUUUAUAUCUGCCUUUUUGUGGGAAUGGCUUUCUGUUCUUGGUUGAUGCGGCUUUCACAGUUUUGUUAAUCAGUGCCCAGUUUAGCAUUCGGUGGCAUGGACUUGUGCAAGGUUCUCUUUAAGCCAAACACUGUUUCUCCUUCACUCUGUUUUCUCCUUUUAGAAAAUGUGAAAUCAGUCACUGAAACCUUUUUGUUUAAUACAUUUUUAGAUGUUUGUUUUAUAGUUCUGAAGUGGUGUGAGAAACCGAAUGAACACUGGUUCCUUUAUUGUUAGAAUUUUAAGGUUGUUGCUUGCUUUUCCAUUUAUUGUUAUUUUUCUUCUUUUUUUGGGGAAUCUUCAUGUAACAGUAAGUGUACAGAAAAUUUUGUAAUAAAAAAAAUCUAUUGA
This is a messenger RNA of Tachysurus fulvidraco (yellow catfish), 4884 nucleotides long. It is a transcript of the gene srfb, whose product is annotated as serum response factor b. The record is from RefSeq and is a predicted model, not a curated record. Gene Ontology annotation, biological process: positive regulation of transcription by RNA polymerase II. Gene Ontology annotation, molecular function: serum response element binding; protein dimerization activity; DNA-binding transcription factor activity, RNA polymerase II-specific. Lineage: Eukaryota; Metazoa; Chordata; Actinopteri; Siluriformes; Bagridae. Bases 465 to 2321 code for a protein of 618 amino acids. The transcript is spliced from 9 exons.